This is a messenger RNA of Rubroshorea leprosula, 1538 nucleotides long. The record is from the annotation of a GenBank genome assembly. Lineage: Eukaryota; Viridiplantae; Streptophyta; Magnoliopsida; Malvales; Dipterocarpaceae.
ACUAUUAUACACUUUUCUCAUUCUUAAUUCCAACCUUUUUCUACAAAAAUGAAAUCUUUGAAUAUGAGAAAGGGUGCACUCUUCCUUAUCCUAACCGCAGUUCUCGCUGGAACCAUGCCCGGAAAUAUACUGGGUCAAAACUGUGGCUGUGCAGCUAACGAGUGCUGCAACCGGUGGGGCUUUUGUGGCAUAGGUUGGGGCUAUUGCGGAGCCGGAUCCGGCUGCCAGCAGGGCCCUUGCAUCACUAAUGAUGUUUCGGUGCCUGAUGUGGUUACCCAGGAAUUCUUCAACGGGAUUUUGGGUCAGGCAGAUGCAAACUGUGUGGGGAAGAACUUCUACACCCGGGACGCAUAUCUUCAAGCUCUUAGUUCCUAUUCUAAGUUCUCAAAGUCAGGCACCGCCGACGACGCUAAAAGGGAAAUUGCAGCUUUCUUUGCACAUGUCACUCAUGAAACCAAUAAUUUUUGUUACAUAGAACAGAGAGAUGGAGCCUCCCGGGCCUACUGUGAUGAGACCAACACACAGUAUCCAUGCAACCCUAACAAGGGUUACUAUGGCCGAGGACCACUGCAGCUAACUUGGAACUACAACUAUGGACCGGCCGGGAGCAGCAUUGGGUUUGACGGCUUGAACUCACCGGAAACAGUGGCCAAAGACCCUGUCAUCGCGUUUAAGGCAGCGUUGUGGUAUUGGUUGACCAAUGUUGAGCAGGUGAUAGGGCAAGGGUUUGGAGCUACCAUCAGAGCCAUUAAUGGAGAUCAGGAAUGCGAAGGUAAAAAUCUGAACCUCGUUAAUGAUAGGAUUGAGUACUACACUAAGUAUUGCAACCAAUUUGGCGUUUCCCCUGGGGACAGCCUCACUUGCACUGACGACUCUGGGGGACAACCUACCCAUUUGCGUAUCUGUCUUCACCGCCUUCAGUCACCAACUCUCCUUCCAUCACAGCCGCCCGCACUGUCUCAAAUACUCCUUAGCAAUCGUCGUUCAAACAGCCAUAAUACGUUCGAAAAUCUAGGAAGGUUGCUUCCCCAAAUCCUCCUCCUCCUCUGCAGCCACCGUCUACUACGAGAUUACCACUACAGAUCUAUGUUGCUUGCUGCUCACUCAUCGUCCAUCCUGGACCUGAGGAAGGGGAUUCGUUGUACUUAACCAGAAAAUGGAGCUUUAAGAAGGAUUAAAAAAAAAAAAAAAGAACCGGAAAAGGAGGAAGGCAACCCCAGAUCAAAAAAAUUCUGCUUGUCAGAAACUUGAUAAGGAAGAGAUUAGGGAGGUUAAAAGAGCUAUUGUUUCUUCUGAAGAAUCUACAGUGACCACCAAUUCUUCACAUGCAAAACAAAGGUAUCAAAUUGUGAUUAAAAAACCAUAGCUUCAUAUAAAUUAUGUCAGCUUUCUCUUAUUUUUUUGGCUUUUGUGUUUGUUUUCAAUAUAUGUUAUGGUUUCAGAGUCUGAUUGUUGGUUUGGCUUUUAUAUUAGUUUCUGGUCAUUUUUUAUAUUUUGAUUGCAGCUAUUUUGGUUCUGAAUUAAUUGUAGAUUUAGUU